GGCCCCUCUCCAGUGACGUCAGCACUGCCUAAAAAAGCGCCCCGGCAGGCUGACAGGGCAGCGGGCUGGGCAGCGGCGACCGCGGACAGCAGCAGCGCGCCCCGCCGCCGACAAUGGUGUCCCCCGUCACCGUGGUGAAGAGUGAAGGCCCCAAACUGGUGCCCUUCUUUAAAGCCACUUGUGUCUAUUUUGUCCUCUGGCUGCCAACUUCCAGCCCUUCCUGGUUCAGUGCCCUCAUCAAAUGUCUGCCCAUCUUUUGCCUGUGGGUUUUCCUUUUGGCUCAUGGGAUUAAUUUCUUAGUGUCACACCGGAGUGCCAGCCGCAUCCUAGCAGGACUCAUAUUCUCAGCAGUGGGAGAUGCCUUUCUGAUCUGGCAGGAGCAGGGCUACUUCAUUCAUGGUCUGCUGAUGUUCGCCAUCACACACAUUCUGUACUCUUCAGCCUUUGGCAUGAAGCCUUUGGACCUCAAAGCCGGCUUGCUGAUGGGCUUUGUUUCCAGUUCCUGCUAUGCCUUCCUGUACUCCUACCUCUCGGGCCCGUUCACCUACCUGGUGGCCGUCUACAUCGCCCUAAUUGGCUUUAUGGGCUGGCGGGCGGUGGCGGGCGUGCAGCUGUGCAACGACCUGUGGACGUGGACCAAGCUGUCGGCCUGUGUGGGUGCCAUGCUCUUCAUGGUGUCGGACCUCACCAUCGCACUCAACGAGUUCUGCUUCCCUGUGCCCUACUCGCGCUUCAUCAUCAUGGCCACCUACUACGCGGCCCAAAUGCUGAUUGCGCUGUCGGCUGUAGAGACCAGAGAUGAAGAGGACUUCAGGAAGAGGAGCUAGGUGGAAUGCUGAUAGUCUGUGAACACAUGGGUUAUAUCUCAGGUGCUGUAGCUGCAUUCACCCCUGAGAGAGAUCUCCAUUUCUCUAGGCACACUGGUGAUGUUGAUUUUGCUUCUUUGAAGCAUUACCUUUGAGAAUUAAAUUUUUUUCAUUGGCUUUCUCUGAAUAUAGCUUACUUCAUUGUGGAGUCCACAUCAGAAAGCUUAGACUGUCCCUGCAGUAGUUAUUCAUUCAGCUUUUCCUCCUUGGAAGUGCUGUACUACUGCAUUUUACUUGUUAGUCUUGAAAUUGAUGCUGAAUGUCUGGGAAGAGGAGGGCUGAUGGAAAGUAGGUUGGCACUGUGGUAAAAGACUUGCUCUUGGCUGUAGGCAGACAGGCGCAGAUCUCUGCUAAAGUCAUAGGUAAAAAUUAAUUUAACCGAUGUUUGUCUGUCUCUUUUUGUGCAUUACAAACUCAGUAUGCAAACUGGAGCUAUUCCUCUGCUGAAAGGAAGCUUGGAGGGAGAGUAAAACCAGGAUAUCCAUCUGGGAGCUGAGCUCUGGAGUCAAUGGCAGCAUGUGGGGCAGUACCCAGCAGAACCAGCAUGAAAGCAGAACCCUGAGCUGAGGGCACAGAGCAAGAGGUGUGCUGGCAGUGCUGUGUGCUUUGAUUGCAGUGAUCACUGCUCUAGGGCAGGUCUCUAGGUGCAAGUCAGCAUUGCUGCAUGUGGCAGCACUGUAGAGAGCAGCAGUUUGGUGGGAUUUCAGGGACAUCUCGGUAGCCAGGCCAGCGUGUUCUCCCUCACCACAUGCAUGCAGUUACACGGUGCCUGCAGCCACCAGUGAGAUGUAAUGAGCACACAAGGAACUUUGAUUUUUAAAGCAGAACUUACUCAUUGUCUUAUUUAGUGUAUGCCCUAAUUAUCCUUAGUAUGGCAGACGGGCACCAAUGUCCUACAACAUGUAAUAUUCCAUGUGCCCAUUAAGUUUUAGCAGCACUUUCAGUAGUACUUUGAGUACUGCUGCCUGCAGUAUCUUGAAUCUUUGUGUGAGCAUUUCCUGUGAUCAAGGCCCUGAUUUUGGAUGUAGAUUGCCUUGUUUUGCCAGCUGGUAGAAAACGAUCCUCUUUGCACCACUUCUUUUUUUUUUUUCAGAAAGCCCCUUUUCAGCAGAGCUUCCUGAAAAGCACUGUCCUUUGUGUUCAGCACGCCUGGCACUUCCUUCUCAAACUCACAUGGACUCACAUCGAACCCUGCUAGCUUUUUCCUUGUGUUGAGAGGAGCUGAGUGGGUCUCCCGCUCCUCUCCAGCCUCACCUGGUGUACCUGACAGGGAAUUGCCUUCCUAUGACUUAUUCAUCAGUGCAAAUGCAGCCAGUAUUACAGAAAUCUGGGUUAACUAUCCUAACCGCAUGGGGGCAUCUGCUGCUUUUCAGACAGGUCAGCUGCAUUAUGGAGAGGGAAAGCUCUGUAGGUAGCACAGCCCCGUGUAAUCCCUUCCUUUUAAUGCUGUUAUGUAAUACUGUCAGUAUUCAUUCAGUGACACAUCGGGGCCUGCCUGGAGUAAACAGCUAAGGGAAUUUAGAACCAUAAACCAUUUCAUUCAUCGGCAUUGCUUAUCUCCUGGCCACAGACUGAACCCUGCAGGGUAGCUCUCUGCAGAUAUCACCUGCUGUUACUCAGCUUGGCUGUUUGGAAAUCUCCUGCAAGUGACCCAGCUAAGAGGAAGUCUAAGCAUUUGGGGUGAACCCCACCAUCCUCCCAGCAUGUGAGCAAAUAGCACACUGCAGUCUUUGAGUCCCAGCACCUUCACAUGGGUCAGUCCAGCACACUCAGUCCUUAGCUGGCAGUUCUUCAGAGGAGCUCCCCCACAUCCUGAGCUUCCCUUUGCUUUGAGGGAAAUGCUUGUGUGAUAAAGUAAGCUCUAUUUAAAAGUCUUGAGUUUUGAUUCUCUUUUUUUCCUCUCUAGAAAUGAGUAGUCUUGAACUGCCUGAAAAUAGCUGAGUUGCUUUUCUGUGUGCUUUUUCUUCUUGGCUCGCUUUGCUGUCCUGCUCUACCAUCAGCCACUGGAUACUUGUAGAAAAGAGUCUUGAUAUAUUAUUAGGAGGCCUCUCCUCUCCGCUGGCCAUCAGAGGUGCAGUUUCUGGUGGCAGAGGUCUCUGGGUAGGACAGCAGAAACUUCUGCGGCCCAAGUAGGGUGUUGUGCCAUUGCUGUCCUGGAAUAGGUCACCUGGAGUGACCUGGCUGGGACACACUGGCCAGUCACACUGGCUCAUCCAAGUGCUGCAACAGCUUCAGCCUUCCUGGGAACAAGGCAGAGCCCCAAGCAUACAAAAGAAAGUCCUGGUUGGCUUGGAGGUUUGCCAGCAAAGGCUCUCAAUCUUCAAAAUCUCUCUGGCUCUGCAUUCCUCUUUCUAAUUCAUAUUACUUGAAUGAGGCCGUUUUCCUGGAGGCUCUUUCCUGCUGGGAAGAGACCUGCUGCUGUGGACUGUGAUCUAACACAAUUUUGAGAUGCCUAAAUCCUGAGAAGCACUAAGCAGUUGCUGACAGUCUAUUAAAUAACUUUUCUUGGGAUUAAAACUAUUCUCUCAACCCCAGCGAGGGCAAUCUUCACUUUGAAGUAGAGCAGAAAAGGAGUGGUGUUCAUAUGUGACAAAUGGUGUUGCUGUCUGGGGGGAUCCCUUUGUGGACUCUCCUGUUACCUCUUUGCACUGUAAAACUGGGGUUCAACACAUUCUCCUUUUCAGUACAGUCCUUUAGAAGCACCCAGUCUUUAGCCCAGGAAUUUUACAGAGGGAGUGAAGGUAUAGUGUUCCUGGCUCCAGCAGCAGCUACUUUUGUUGCAAAGCACAGAGGCUUUCUUUUCACCCUGCUGUAUCCAAACGUCUUUCUACCAUCCCUGUCUAUGGUCACUUGAGCUUAUGCACGUAGUUUGGUUACUUUCUGUAGUUAUCACCCUCUUGGAGGUCCUUUGGCUCUUUAAUUGGACAUACAAAAGAUGCAGCACAUUUACUUCAGCCUCUUUCUGUAGGCAGAUCCUCCUUGCACAGAACUCACAGAGUCAGUCAAAGAAGCAGCGCUUAUUGCAACUUGUUUUUAAGUGCUAGUAAUGCUUCUGGGCUGUGUCACAGGGUGAUGCUCAUGCAGAAACGCAGGUCAAGAAGAACAAAACCAGAGGAUUUUAACUUUAAGCUUUACUCUUGCUCUGUGCUGAGUACCUGGCUUCUUACUCCUCCAUAUUGAGGCAUCUGUAAAACCGAUUGGUUUAAGAAUUACUCUAAUGUGUCAUUUGAGUAGAUUGCUGAAGGUUUCAUGCUGUCAUCAGUGGAGAUAAUUUAUGUAUUUUUACACAAGUUUAUAAAACUCCCAGGAGGAACUUGGCAUUUUUAGUGGCUCUUCAAAGUUUUCCAGUCCUGCAGUUUGACACUAACACCUGCAUUUUCAUCUUGCUAUCGUGGUAUUUUUGGGAGCUGUUCUGGAAGAAGCAGAUCAAAGCAGACAGCAACUGUAGAGCUCAGUGGCGGGUGCCUCUUUGCUUGGUUUCUGAAUACAGGCAGGGGGUCUUUUAAGCAGAGGCGUCAUAGCUGUGUUCUUGGAAGAGGAUGGGAAGUUGCUGACUUCUCAUGACACAAAUCCUCCUGGGUAAUUCUCCUGCCUUUUAUCCAUGCUCGCUCCUUUUGUGGCCUUGGGUGAGUCACUUAAAUUUUCUGAGGCCAGGUCCACAUCUGGUGUAUGAGGGCCAGUGCAAUGCCAAGUUAUCCCAGCAGGGGACCAGGCCCUCACCCCAUUCAAAAAUGAAGAUAUGAGCCCUAACCUACCUCACAAGGAUAUUGUGAGGAUUGAUGCUCAUACAGCACUUUGGAGAUGUCAAGUGCUAUGUAAGUCACAAGUAUUAUCCAACUUUAAUGUUAAAAAUUCUUUUAGGGAUCUGCAGAACUUCACUUAAAGCACAGAAUGUGUGACUGCCUUUUCAAUUUGCUUCAGACAGAAAAAAAAUGCAAAGUAUUUAUUCAUGCUGGUUAACAGGAUGGGCUCAGCUACACUUGAACUCUGAGGGAAGUUUAGCUUAAAAAUCUGAACUCUAAUUUCAGUUUUGCUAAUGGUUUUUAGUUCUUCUAAAAGCCUUGAUCAAAUUCUUAGAUGUGAACCUUGCAUCCAGUUUUUGCAGUCUGGUCUUGUCCCUCACUGUUAGCUAGAGUAAAUAUAAUCCAGCCAAAACAGAGUUCCUCACAGUCUGCUGUGGCUUUUGAAAAAGCUGGGACAGAAAAUGAAGUCAUUCUGUUCAACCUUCAGUCUGCAGAAGGUCAGCUGGGUUUCAUGAGACAACUUUCAAAGGGAUGUUUAAUUUCUCUGAUUGUUUUACUGGCUUUAAAAUUAGCAGAGAGAGAGAAAACCUUGAUGGAAUCAAUAAGGUCAGCACAUCCUUCUUCAAUUCCUUUCUUUUCACCUGAAUGAAGGAAGCAGUGGGUGUUGUAGCAAAGGGAGUGCUUGUACCACCAGUCCUAUGGCCCAGAACAAAAACUGAUCUAGAAAUACAGCUCUCAACCAUGACCAUGUUCUCAACUAGGAUAAAAGGUGCCGCUGUUCACUGAUCUAAAUCUGGACCACAGCUAGAAACUACCUAGUUUUUGUAGCACUAGCUACUGUACAAAUGCAAAUGAAGGCAAGGAGUUACACACCAAGGAAUGUGAGCUGUGUCAAAUGGAGCAUAAUUUUGAAGCAGCUGCAGUAAAAUCUUAAUAUGAACUCAGAAGCAAACACAAUGCAAAUUUUUAUGGUUUCUUUAAAAUAUUUGAUAGGUUUUCAUUUUCUUAGUUUGGAGAAAUUUUUUUUAACUUUAUUUUUGCUCUUACUGUAAAGAAUAAAAAUACACAACUCUAGACAGACCAUAAAUGAAAAAGAAGUGGCCAGUUGGCAGGAAUGCCAAAACUUCUGUGGCUUGUAUUGUUUCUGUGGUGACACUGUGCUGCUGUCGGGUGAGCUACUGGAGUGGUGUGAUGGCUCAAAAGUGAGGCUGAAGCACAGGAUGCGAGGUUGAGCCACCAAGACUUCAGUGAGAGCAUGACUGGGCCAAUUUGGAUCAGUCAAAAGACAGAGCAUAACGAAAUAAAAGACACUUUUUCCUGACAGAAGAAAAGCAAGAAACCAAAACCAGCCCAUUGGGCAAUGGUGCUGAAUCAUUGCAAAUAUAUUAGACCCUGCUGGUGCAGGUUCCUGCUGGACCAAGCCUUGCUCCUAAUUCAGCUGGGGAGGCUUGCUCCAGGCUUAUGGUGCUGGCAGGGUCAGGCCAGCAGAACCUGAAGCUUUGUUAAAUACAACUCGAAAACCAGAAAGCAAGAACCAAAACAAGAACAAAAUCCCCAAACCACAAAAAAACCCCAAACAAACAAAACAAAAACAAGGGAGGAAAAAGCAAAUGCCACUGGGUAAAUGGCAGUUCUGCCUGCCUGAGAAUGCAGAGUGGCUGGUCUGUCCUGAACACUAAUCUCUAUGUCCUGGACCUGUGUGUCUCUUGCUCCAGCCCCUCUCCCACACAUUCCAGGCAGAGUGCACUGAAAGAUGUGACUGAAACAGCUGCUUUCCUCUGGGGAAUCAAGCACUUUGCCAUGUCUGAAAGUCUCUAGCACUUUCUUUACUGUGAUUGUAAAGGUCACCACAUACACUACAGCCAGUUGAUCUGGGUUCUCUUCUUAACACAUUUUUAUGCUGAUUUUACUAUUUUAAUUCUUUGUCUGGAAUGUAACUUUUUCCCCCCUCAUUCUUCUGUGUGUAACAGCAAUUAAAAAUAUUAAUUUACCAUGUAUUUUUACUGUGC
Molecule: messenger RNA, 6618 nt
Organism: Hirundo rustica (Barn swallow)
Lineage: Eukaryota; Metazoa; Chordata; Aves; Passeriformes; Hirundinidae
Gene: TMEM86A
Product: transmembrane protein 86A
Exons: 3
Coding region: 114-827 (237 amino acids)
Cellular component (GO): membrane
Source: RefSeq, a predicted model, not a curated record